Molecule: messenger RNA, 1965 nt
Organism: Quercus robur (English oak)
Lineage: Eukaryota; Viridiplantae; Streptophyta; Magnoliopsida; Fagales; Fagaceae
Product: PHD finger protein MALE STERILITY 1
Exons: 3
Coding region: 1-1965 (654 amino acids)
Source: RefSeq, a predicted model, not a curated record
AUGUCACACCUGAACCUAAUUGGCCACAAGAAGAGAAAGAGAGGAUUGAGGGUUUUUAGGUUCAAGAGCUUUGGUGAGCCUGGAUACCCGAUUGAAUUUGUUGGGCCAUUCCGGGAAAAUGUUAAAGCCCUCCUGGAAUUUGGUCAUUUGGAGAGUAACUCAUAUUGUGAAAUGCCCAGCUGGUCAUUUCAGCUUGAACUCCAUCGCCACCCUCCCUUCCAUAUACUACUGCUUAUCAUUGAAGAACCGGUUGAAGCAUCCCUCGAUCGUCACUGCAAGCAUUGCCAAUACAUAGGCUGGGGACAUCAUAUGAUUUGCAAUAAGAAGUAUCACUUUUUAUUGCCUUCCAAGGACACAGUAACUGCAUUUUUGAACUGCGAAGGCAACUCUGAUAAUGGGGCUGGUACAGCAAAUGGAAAGUCAAAUUUAAUGGAAUUACAGGGCCAUAUCAUGCAUGGUGUCUUUCACUCUAAUGGUUUCGGGCAUUUGCUAUGUGUUAAUGGGGUUGAAAUGGGUUCGGACUUGGCUGGACACCAGAUCAUGGAAUUCUGGGAUCGUUUAUGCACUGGGUUGAGAGCAAGGAAAGUGAGUUUGAAUGACAUUUCACAGAAGAGAGGCAUGGAAUUAAGGCUACUACAUGGAAUUGCAUACGGAGAGCCGUGGUUCAGGCGCUGGGGUUACAAGUUCGGGCGUGGAACAUUUUGUGUUACUCAACCAAUGUACCAAAAAGCCAUAGAAGCAAUUCAAGGCUUGCCCUUAGGUUUAUUAGGCUAUCACUUUGGCACUUCCAACCGUGACAUUCCUAUUAUUUUCUCAAGGUAUCAAACAUUAUCAGACCAUUCCUUGGUCACACUCGGUGACUUGUUCCAUUUCAUGUUUGAGCUCAAGUCUCGUCUUCCUAAAGACAAUUGUAUCAACACGUACAAUCAGGGAAUCUUGGUGGAAACUACUUGUAGAUGGUCUCCUAAGAGAGUUGAAAUGGCCACUCGGGUCAUCGUUGAAGCUUUGAAAAGGGCUGAAUUCCGUUGGGUUUCAAGGCAAGAAGUUAGGGAUGCUGCUCGUGUUUAUAUCGGCGACACGGGUUUACUAGACUUUGUGCUAAAAUCAUUGGGAAAUCACAUAGUUGGAAAUUACUUGGUUCAUCGCAGCUUGAAUCCAGUGACAAAAGUUCUUGAAUAUUGCUUGGAAGACAUCUCCAAUGUGUUACCUAAUCAAGAAGGCUUGGUUAUGACCAAUCCCAAAGUUAAGGCAAGGUACAAGAUUAAUAGGGUGCAAUUAAUGAAGGACAUGUUUUAUUUGUACAAGUACAUUCUCAAAGACCAAAAGUUGGCUCUAAGUACAGGAAUCUUUUCAGCCAUACCGGUGGCUACAAGGAUAAUUCAUGACUCUAAAUACCUCAUCAAAGAGUAUUGUGGUGAGUUUCCUUUAAAAGUGGAAUUAGGCUUGGAAGGAAUGUUAAAUCUUUAUUGUACAAUUUCAUUGAGAAGCAAUGAAGAUGCUGAUGAAGAAGGUUCAAGGAAAGCAAUGCCACCAUAUGAGUGUGUCACAUUGAAAAACAAUGCCACAAUUGAUGAGCUAAAGCUAGAAGUGGAAAGGAAUUUCAAGGAAAUGUAUUGGGGAUUGAGAAGCUUUGUUGUGGAAUCAGUAUUGAAUUUGAAUGCAAAGGGGACAGAUUUGGUUUUUGGGCACGUUGAAGUGGGUCAUAAACUCGUUUUCAAAGGGAGCAUCAAAGAGCAAGGAGUUAUUAUCGGUGAGCAAAUACAUGAAUGUGGACUUACAAACCAUGUUGUGGAUUGUCCUUGUGGAGCCAAAGAUGAUGAUGGUGAACGAAUGGUUUCAUGUGAUAUUUGCGAAGUUUGGCAGCACACUCAGUGUGUUCGGAUUCCAAAUAAUGAAGAAAUUCCACACAUAUUUUUAUGCAACCGAUGCGAGCAUGGUAUCGUACUGUUACCUUCUCUACCAUAG